This is a messenger RNA of Trichoderma gamsii, 1917 nucleotides long. Its product is annotated as Pro-kumamolisin. Bases 1 to 1917 code for a protein of 638 amino acids. NCBI's taxonomy places the organism in Eukaryota, Fungi, Ascomycota, Sordariomycetes, Hypocreales, Hypocreaceae. Gene Ontology annotation, biological process: proteolysis. The record is from RefSeq and is a predicted model, not a curated record. The transcript is spliced from 3 exons. Gene Ontology annotation, molecular function: tripeptidyl-peptidase activity; serine-type endopeptidase activity.
AUGCGCUCCACCGCCUUAUUGUUGGGGGCAUACAAUGUCCUAUAUUGGGUUUCUUGCACGAAUGCUUUCGAGAACCUUGUUGUUCACGAAGAUCGCAUGAAUAUCCCCCAAGGCUGGACAAAACGCGGUAAAGCCCAGCCCGCCUUAUCCCUACCGCUUCGCAUUGGCUUGAAACAGCAAAACCUUGAUCAAGGCGAGGAACUCCUGUACGACAUCUCAAACCCAGCAAGUAGUAACUAUGGAAAGCACUUGACACGAGAGCAAGUGGUCGACAUGUUUGCGCCAGCCGAGGAGACGGUGUCCUCAGUGAUCUCGUGGUUGUUGCAAGCUGGCAUUGAAAGAAGCGAUAUCUCUUUGAUCAAGGGCAAAAAUUGGAUAACAACAGAUAUCACGGUUGCUAAAGCGGAACAACUUCUAAAGACACGGUAUUACGUUUACGACGACGGAAAGGGCCAAAAUCACAUCGCCUGCGAGCAGUACCAAAUUCCUUCGGAACUUAGUGCCAAUGUCAUAGACUUGAUCCUUCCGACGGUUCAUUUCGACGUCAAGCUAUCACUGUCAACUCCAAGAUCAGCAAGAAAGCGUGAAAAUAGCAGCUUCACCAAUGAAACACAUGGGCACAUACCAACUAGUGGCACUGGUCUUCACAAUUGUGCCAACUUGACCACUCUGGACUGUUUGUACUCCCUCUAUGAUAUUCCGUCCAGUCUCUUGCCAGCGAGCAACAAUUCAUACGGUAUUGUCGAAUAUUCCACUGCCGGGUAUCGACCCGAGGAUUUGGAUCUGUUUUUCUCUACCUACAAGCCGGAACAGGUAGGCCAACGGCCACAUCUGAAUUCCAUUGAUGGUGGUUAUCCUCAACAACAACAGGAGGACUUAUACGACAACACGGAGCCAGAUCUGGACCUCGAAUAUGCCAUGGCUCUGGUCUACCCACAGGAGGUUACGCUGUUUCAAGUCGGAGAUAUGGUGGAAGGGGCGUCCUAUAACAACUUCCUCGAUGCUAUCGAUGGGUCUUAUUGCACAUAUGACGGCGGAGAUGAUCCACAGGGUGACCGUCCCUACCCUGACCCACAGCCGGGUGGCUAUAACGGCACUGAAGCUUGCGGGACUUUUCCCCCCACACACGUUAUAUCCUCAUCAUGGUCUCUUGCUGAGGACCUACCACCACACUAUAUGAUUCGUCAAUGUCAUGAGUACAUGAAAUUGGGAUUGCAAGGGGUUACUGUAUUGUACCCUUCAGGGGAUUACGGUGUAGCAGGACUGGGUAAGAGAUGUCUUCAGCCAGAUGGAGACUCCCUCACCAACGGCACUUAUGGACGGUUUCUUCCACUUUUCCCCGGCGAUUGUCCCUUUGUCACCACGGUUGGUGCCACCCAAGUUAUUCCUGGCACUGAUUUGGCAACUGCUUUGGCCAAAGGAAUGCAGCCUGAGAUGGCCUGUGAGGUUGACAUCUACAGCGGCGGAGGCUUCAGCAACGUUUUCUCGAUGCCUGCUUACCAGGCCGAGGCCGUUUCCCAUUAUUUAACCCAAUACCCCUCUCCGUACGGAGCUGACCGGUUCAACACCAGUGGCAACUCCCGCGGUCUACCUGAUGUAAGCGCCAAUGGUGCUCUGUACAAUGUGGCUGUGGACGGAAGUUUUCAGCCUGUCAGCGGGACCAGUGCUGCAACUCCGGUCUUCGGCAGUGUUAUUGCGCUUAUCAAUGGAGAGCGUCUUAAUUUGGGAAAGAAGCCAGUUGGCUUUAUCAACCCUGUUCUAUACGCGCAUCCUUACAUUCUCAAUGAUGUUACUGAGGGCAAUAAUCCUGGCUGUGGGACAAGCGGCUUUGAGGCGCAGCCAGGAUGGGACCCUGUGACUGGGCUAGGUACACCUAAUUUUAAGAAGAUGCUAACCUUAUUUUUAAACCUGCCAUAA